Messenger RNA from Dendronephthya gigantea, 1974 nucleotides. Its product is annotated as isopentenyl-diphosphate Delta-isomerase 1-like. The record is from RefSeq and is a predicted model, not a curated record. Gene Ontology annotation, biological process: isoprenoid biosynthetic process; isopentenyl diphosphate biosynthetic process. The transcript is spliced from 3 exons. Gene Ontology annotation, cellular component: cytoplasm. NCBI's taxonomy places the organism in Eukaryota, Metazoa, Cnidaria, Anthozoa, Malacalcyonacea, Nephtheidae. Gene Ontology annotation, molecular function: isopentenyl-diphosphate delta-isomerase activity. Bases 219 to 893 code for a protein of 224 amino acids.
AUUUUAAUUUCAAAAUGGAAACUGAUCUGUUUCAAUAUCCAUAGAUUUCCAUAGAUUAUAUUGAUUGUACCUGUUGAUCCAGCAUAUCCACUGAUUCAUCAUUCAUAUCACAUUCAGUGAUAACAUUCCAGAGAUUGUCCCAGAGUAUUAAAACAGUAUUAAAUUGAUAUGCCGGACUUUUGCCGGUAAUCCUUUAGUUCAGGUGAUCAUAAUUGACAAUGGUACUGGAUAAAAUACAAGAGCAACUUUUAGAAGAGAAAUGUAUUCUCAUAAAUGAAGAAGAUAAAGUGAUUGGAGAAGCAACAAAAAGAGAAUGUCACCUGAACAGUAAUAUAAAGAAAGGAAUGCUUCAUAGGGCAUUUAGUGUCUUCUUAUUUAACAACGAUAAUGAAUUAUUACUUCAACAAAGGUCUGAUGCAAAGAUAACAUUUCCUGGUCGUUUUACAAACACUUGUUGUAGCCAUCCAUUGAGCCUUCCUCAUGAAUUAGAAGAUAAAGAUUUUCUUGGAGUAAGAAGAGCAGCUCAACGUAAACUCAAUCAUGAACUUGGUAUUGAAGCUAGUCAGGUUCCUCUUGAAGACAUCAAUGUGAUUACAAAAAUUCAUUACAAAGCACCUUCUGAUGAAAAGUGGGGAGAGCAUGAGAUUGACUAUGUCCUGUUUAUCCAGAAAGAUGUGGAUAUUCAAAUGAAUCCCAAUGAAGUAAAAAGUUUUUGUUUUGUGAAUCAAAAGAAAAUGAAAGAUAUUUUGCAAGAUGCUGAAGAUAAGAAGAUAAUUAUUACUCCUUGGUUUGACUUAUUGUGCAAGACAUUUUUGUUCAAAUGGUGGAAUAAUUUGAAUAAUCUAGAAAAGAUGAAGGAUAUAAACACUAUCCAUAAAAUGAUUGAAGAUUGAUGCACUGAAUCAUUGGAAGUGGUUUUUGAUAAAAUAGCUAAUAUAAAAUUGAAUCUUUCGUAAUUAUUGUUAACAAAUUAAUAUGUUUUUGAAGAUAAUUUCAUAUAUACAGGCACGAUAUUUAUUAUAAACCUAUCUUAUUAUUUGUUUCUAAAAUUCGUCAGAUAUGCGAUAGUAUACUCGUACAAGACAUGUUAUGGUAGAGAAGAAUAUGAAGCCAACGCAGCGUCUUAAACAAAAAACGAUCUGGACAGUUAACGUACAAUUAAAUUGCGAUAUAAUUUGGUAGAGCGAAAAUACAUCUUACUCUUCAUUAUAUUAUAUUGCGAUAUAGUUUCGUAGAGCGAAAACCAACUUAAAUAAAUUUUUCCUUGAAGCUGAUCAUCCUUGCCUCUUUGGCAUGAAUGAUGCACAGUUUAAUAAUCUGAAGUAACUAAGAUAGGAUACUUUGGAAGUGCUGAAGUGGGGCUUAACUGACCCUAAGAACUGACUGAUUCUGCUGCGAUGUAUCACUAUAUUAGCUCUUCAAACCAUAUUUAUAAACUGAAAGUAUCUUUGUCGAGCUUAAAAAACAUUUAUGCCCGCGAAUAUCAACUUUAUUGUUAUGUAAUAUUUACUUAUCGCGCUGUUAACUCGUCGGGCUACCCGUAACCCGUCCUAGGAAGAAAUGGGAAUUGAGUGGAUUGGAGUGCUUAUACUACCUUGUCCUUGGUGCACAGGUCUAUAUAAUUAAAAGACUAGACUAUAUAAUUAAAAGUGCUUCUGUCUCUGCGAGUGACUCUAGGUCUAGGAAGCUGUCUAUAAUUUAUCAAAUGUUUGAUGUUAUUCCAUGGCCAUGGGAACAUUCGUAUGUUGUACAUAAGAGGUAUGUGCAUACAGCUUGUUCUCAGUAAAUACUCAUCACAACGAUAUUACCUGUGAAUUCCUAACCUUCGCUACCGUAGCUGUUUCACCCGGCAUCUGUACGCCAAUAUAUAAACAUACAACAGACGAUAACUGAAGUUGAUAUGUUAUGUGUAACUGCAUGUGUAAGUUGAAUUUCGUUUGAGAGUCACGCAAUCUACUAACACAAUGAAACUAG